GAAGUGACACAUACUCUUCAUCAGAUUCACACCUUUUCGCUUCGUUAAAGGUCCCCUUUUUUUUUGUGGUUUUUUUUCGCAACCUUUUUUGGUCUUUUGACAAACUAAAGAACCAAUUAGCAACUAAUAAAAAAGAUGCUUUUUUUAAUCCUUGUUCAAUCCAUUGUGGCCUUCAAAUGAGCUUAAAAUAAUGGCUACAGCUAUAAAAAAAAUGAACUUGGUAAGAGACGUAGAGAGCUCUCCUUGGGAUAACCCUGUGAGAAAGAAAGGUAUAAGAAGAUGAGGAUUCCCUUCGUUGCUUUUUCUUGGCUCAAUUUGGAGUGAUGGGUUCUUCUCCUUUUCAUCAAAGGAGGCUCCUUUGGUACUUGUUUUAGCGAAAAUGGAGAUGGGCCAACAAUGUAGGAGAUGGGCACUUGUUCUUGUAACUCUCUUUUGGGCUUUUUCCCUGUUGUGUUGCUCAUCAGUGGAUGGGUUCUCUAAAGUGAGGGGAGUGAACUUGGGUGGUUGGUUGGUGGUGGAGGGUUGGAUCAAGCCUUCUCUGUUUGAUGGAAUUCCCAAUGGAGACAUGCUUGACGGAACGCAGAUACAGUUGAUGUCGGCAAUGCUUCAGAAGUAUGUGAGUGCGGAAAACGGGGGAGGCUCCAAUGUGACUGUGGAUAGGGACACUGCUUCUUCAUGGGAGACCUUCAAGCUAUGGAGAGUAUCUGAAAGUGAGUUUCAGUUCCGGUGCUUUAAAGGACAAUUUCUAACGUCGAGUGACAGAGGUGGUUUUAUCUCAGCAACAGUUGAUUCGCCCGGAAUUAACGAAACCUUUUCUAUCGAAAGGAAUAAUACAAGAGUUCAUAUAAAGCUUUCGACCGGAAGCUAUGUGCAGGCAACAUGGGGUAAUCAACUUGCUUUCAAUUAUCAAGGGGAACCAGGGUGGGACGAUAAUGCGGCAACUUUCGAGAUGACCAUCGUGGCGAACAAUUUGCAUGGAGAGUACCAGCUCACAAAUGGUUAUGGACAUGAUCGAGCAAAGGAGGUAUUAAUGAAGCAUUGGAACACCUUUGUUACUGCAAAUGAUUUCGAUUUUCUAUCGCAAAGUAGUAUAAAUACCGUGAGAAUUCCAGUUGGAUGGUGGAUUGCACAUGAUCCGGAUCCACCGGCUCCUUUUACUGGUGGAUCCCUCGCGGCGCUGGAUAGAGCAUUUGUAUGGGCACAGGCUUAUGAUUUGAAGUGCAUCAUCGAUCUCCAUGCGGCUCCAGGUUCUCAAAAUGGGAUGGAACAUAGCGCAAGUAGGGACGGUUCAAUAGACUGGCCCUCGGAUGAUUAUAUCUCACAAACUUUGGAUGUUAUCGACUUUUUGUCUUCAAGGUAUGCAAACUAUCCUUCUCUUUUAGGGAUCGAGCUAUUAAACGAACCAUCCGCUGCCGCAGUUCCUCUUGAUGUUUUAGUUUCUUAUUACGCAAGAGGCUACCAGAUUGUUCGGAACUAUUCGCCGACGGUUUACGUCAUAUUCUGCCAGAGGAUAGGAAAUGCAGACCCAAUGGAACUCUAUCAAGCAAAUAUCGGUGUUUCAAAUACUGUUGUAGAUUUACAUUAUUACAACCUGUUCGACCCAUAUUUUGACGACUUGAACGCAACAGAAAAUAUUCAAUUCAUAUACAAGAGCAGAAUGCCGCAGGUGCAGGCAUUGAAUAGCGCAAACGGACCGCUUGUGUUUGUUGGUGAGUGGACGAACGAAUGGAAUGUAACGAAUGCUUCGCGGUUCCAAUACCAGAUGUUCGGAAGUGUUCAGCUAGAUGUCUAUGGCGAGGCCUCCUUCGGUUGGUCCUAUUGGACGCUGAAGAAUGACGAACGGCACUGGGAUUUUGAGUGGAAUAUCAAGAAAAAGUACCUUCUACUUGGUAAUUCUUCGACCAAAAGCACGAAUUUUUUCUUGCUUGCAUUGGCAUGUGGGUUAUACCUUGCGACAAUUGUCGAUUGGUGUUCACAAUGAGAGGAAACAUCUGUGGAGUCAACGCGACUGCAACGGAGAUGCCGAAUACGAUACUCUUGCUCAAGUUGUGAGAUUUCCAGUAAUCAGACAAGAUUAUUAUGGGGACUGCCACAACCAUAAUGCAAAUGAGUGUGUAAGAUAUACACCGGACUCCUUUCUCAAAAGCAUCAGGUUGUUUCUCUUUUCCUAAUGUUGAAAAUAUGGUGCUCAUGUAAGUAUUUGAGCCUGUUGAUAUGACUAAUCCUGUUCCACACCCCGAUAUCACGCUUGUCCCCUGGAAUUUAAUGGUCUCGUUAGAUCGUGAAGUGUUAAAUGUAUGUAUAGUUUAUGUACAUUCUCAAUACUGCAACUUAAUUCUUGAACGUUUUGCUGAACUACUCUGCAAUGGCAUCUUUGGCCCCAGGUUGUUAUCCAAACCCUCUUGUGCACCUUAUGUCAUGUGCUAUCAUGCAACCCUUUUUGGUAAACUGACCAUUAUAACCCCAUUUCAACAAAUUGAACCAGAAACCCUUUUGCUAGAAAAAGGUAAUGGACACAGGAGACCUCGGACGGCAGUUAACGAGGGGCAAGGAUGCAAUAUCACAGAAUUUCAGAAGUUCAAAGACAAUUGCUUAAGUGAAAAGUUUAAGAACUGAGAUUUAUGUUGUGAAAUUACACAGACUGUGGCUGUGCAGGCCUUCUACCUGUACUAUCAGUUAACGUGUUAUCUUGUCUCAAGAUGCUUACCAUAAAGCAUAUGUUCUUCAGAUCUAGCAAAGAAGUAUUUGACUCUUCUGUAAUAUCUGCUACUUUUUCCGUCAUGCCUGAUUCGCCUGUCAGUGAGGAUUGACUGUUCAAGAAGUAGAAAAAUGUCAUGUUUCCCAAACUAGUAAAUAUGCCGAGGAGCAUUUACUGUGAUUGUGUUACCUUACGACCAGCUCCUUCGAUGUUAUUAGCCUUACAUCACCAGGAAAGAGAUCCCCGGGACCAAAAGGAAUAAUGUCACCAGGUACUAUAUUUCUCUGAUCAAUUUGAACUACAAGUUCCGUUUGAUAAAUUUUUCCAGCACAUCUCUGCACUCUAACUGAAGAUCUUACCAGUUUGGACAGUUGCUUGGCUGCUUUUGAACUAUUAUAUUCCUGAGAGAUACAAGUAGCAUUGUUCGCAUGAGUUUUCACGUGGGGAUUUAACAUACAUAUCCUUGUGAAAUGAUCUAUUGCUCAUCCAAUACAAGAAGUUGGUUUUGUAUCAUAGGAAGUUUCUUAGAGAGGGGCCAUUUGUAGGUACAAAGAGGGGUAUAAGAAAUUAAGUUUUUGAAUGGCUUGUGUGAAUGUUCAGGAAGAUAGACAGUUUUGCAGAGGUAUAUGUUCUCUAAAAUGAUGAAUUUGACAAAUAUUCAUAGGUGUGCUGCGUGAAAUUACCUGGUGGAAUCUAAUGCUUACACUUAUCAGAACAAGUAUGAGCAUGAUGCAUCCAUUGGCAUUAUCAUCUGCCACGUACGAUAGGGUGGCCAUAACAAUAAGGAUAAUAUUAAAAGGAUGUAAAAAAGCCUUCCAGAGAAGCUGCCACCAACUAGGAAAAGUAUCAUGAACAGGAUUAUUUUUUUGCCAGCUUAAACCUACAUAACAGCAUUAUCAUAUUUUACAGAAUGAAAACUGGUGUAUGAAGUAUCACAAAAAUGUCAAAAGGCUUAAGCAUUUAUCAAGUUCUUUUCAGCUUUGGCCAGGGCAUAUAGCCAUGUAUAGACUCUCUCCUCUGCGUCAGACCGUGGUCCUCCACUGCUUUUCUCUGCAAAAGUUAACGUAACAACUUAAACAUCUCACCACACCGCCAAAGAAGAUAAAGAAGGAAUGGAAAAGUGAGGAAGGUGAUUAAUCACUUCCACCAAAGCGCUUUCCGCUGCAGCAUGAGAAAGCUCUGAGGAUGCUUAGUUUGUUUGUUGAUUGAUGAGGGUGGUGCUUGCUCAUUAGGCUCUCACUGAGGGGGUUUGUUGCUGCAUCCAUGAUGAAUAAGUGGGCUGUGUGGUGGUAAAAGAGGACACAGUUAAUAAAGGAUAUAUGCACAUCAGAACACAGGCUUUGGAUGAUAAGAAAUGGAAGAGAGUGAAGGUAGGUAUUCUCUUUUACAACUACCUGCAGUGUUAGAAUGUUUGGUGGAGUUUGAGAGUUGAAGAUGGCACGUAUUUCAACAUCACAUUAUGUGCAGUUGAGAGAACCUUUUCCCUGUAAUGAUCUAACACAUGCAGUUACUCUUGUUAAAAUAUUUGUUUGGUAGUAAUAAAUAUUUACUAUUUUUCUUCCUUAA
This is a messenger RNA of Ananas comosus (pineapple), 4264 nucleotides long. RefSeq names its product probable glucan 1,3-beta-glucosidase A. The transcript is spliced from 13 exons. NCBI's taxonomy places the organism in Eukaryota, Viridiplantae, Streptophyta, Magnoliopsida, Poales, Bromeliaceae. Gene Ontology annotation, molecular function: hydrolase activity, hydrolyzing O-glycosyl compounds; actin filament binding. Bases 380 to 1981 code for a protein of 533 amino acids. Gene Ontology annotation, cellular component: actin cytoskeleton; cytoplasm. Gene Ontology annotation, biological process: cell migration; actin filament bundle assembly; establishment or maintenance of cell polarity. The record is from RefSeq and is a predicted model, not a curated record.